Messenger RNA from Vicia faba (fava bean), 516 nucleotides. The record is from the annotation of a GenBank genome assembly. NCBI's taxonomy places the organism in Eukaryota, Viridiplantae, Streptophyta, Magnoliopsida, Fabales, Fabaceae.
AUGGCUUCUUACACAGAUCUUUACAUGAUAGGCUUUAUAUUUUUACUCAUCAUCUUUCACACUUACUACCUCUACCUCCGUAACCGCCGUUUAUCCUCUCCAAACUCUCUUACAACCACCACUCUCAUUGAAGAACGUCUUGACUCUUCUGUUCUUAAAUCUCUUCCAACCUUCACUUACUCCUCCUCCAUUGUCACUCUUCAUGACUGUGCUAUCUGCUUGUCAGAGUACACCGACGGCCAUGAAUGCCGCAUGCUUCCAAAUUGUAACCAUGUUUUUCAUUACCAAUGUAUCGAUGCAUGGUUUACUUCUCACUCUAAUUGUCCUCUCUGCCGAGCUCUGGUCCAACCGGUGUCGGUCGACUCUCACACUGAACCGGGUUCUGUUUCAGGUUUAGGAGAACCGGGUGAGGGUAGUUGGUAUUUUCCUGAACCGAUUGGGAGUCCGAGAAGGCUGUUUAGAGUAAUUGUUGAGUUACCAACAGAGGUUUCGAAUUUUGGACGUGUAUUCUCCUGA